UCUCGCAGUCGCAUCUUCGAAGCGAUUUCAAACGGUUCUUCAUUGCUCGUGGAGAAACUAAUUAUUUAUACCGGUAUAUCACAAGUAAAAAAAAAAAACGUUUUAUUAUUGAUUUUUUUUUUUCUGUAUACAAGUGAUUUUUUUUAACAUCGAGUUCUUUUAAGUAUCGAGAUGUCUUUGAAGAACGUUUUCGUCGUUGUCAUUGCUGGGAUCCUUUGGAGUUGCGUGUUGGGUUUACAGCGGCCAGCACCAAGAUAUUCGCAACAAUUUAUGCCGGAAACUUCAUUUUCUUGUCGCAACAAGAUCGUGGGUAGUUACUACGCUGAUCCUGAGACUGACUGUCAAUUAUUUCAUGUGUGUGUCUCAGUAGCUGGUCUCAUCCAAGAUUACAAAUUUUUAUGUCCAAAUGACACGGCCUUUGAUCAAGAAAGUCAGACCUGUGCCGAUUGGUACGACGUGGAUUGUGAAGCAGCCACACUCUACUACGCGAGUGAUAAUUUCGACCUUUACCGUCUAGGCUCAGGCCUCGAGUCCCUUCACUACGACUCGAUUCGUACUGAUGCUGAGCCGCAAGAUCAUCUCCAGCGCAGUGAAACAAACGACCCCGUCCGUUCUGCCGCCAACAAUCUAAACCGCGUUGCUCAGAAUACUUACACCAGCCAAAAGUCAGCUCCCGCUUCCUCAAGCAACAGUAACAACAACAACAGUAACAAUAAUAACAACAACAAGAACCUUGACAUUCUCCGCGGCAGUAGCAGCAGCAACUUUUACAACAACAGAAACGGCAAAGAAGACGACUACGAAAACGAAAAAACUUACCGCGACGAGCCGUUGAUCGAACCCAAGAAAAAAUCAGGAGUACGUAAAAUAGCUCGCAAACAACAACACUUUGGCACCAACUACAACACCAACAACAACAAUAAUAACGACGCAAGCUCCUCGACAACUGAUCCUUCAGCUCCUACCACUGGUCAAACCUUUAAAAACAGUUACAGUAACAACAACGAUAACUUUGAUUACAAUUACAAAAAUAAUCGUCAAAAUUAUGAAACCUCAACAACACAGAGACCUCAAACAACAGUACGAGCUCAAACAACCGCACGAUCAGCCCAACAGAAUAACCAGAGGUACACAGCCCCGUCGUCAACAUACCGUCCACCCUCUACUCCUCAACAGAAUUAUCAACCAGCUAGCAGCACUACUAGACCAGCUUCAUUCAACAAUAAUUUCAACAAUAAUAACAACAACAACCAGAAAAAUAACUAUGUGCAAAACAACCCGACUACCAUUAAACCAGUGAGUUUUAGCCAAAAUCUUCAGCACUCUCCCAGCACAGCACGACCAGCAACCAACAGUCAAAAUUACCAAGACAAUUCAAACAACCAGUACUCGCAGUUCAACAUAAAGUCAAGAUCGACAACGACAACUGCGUCACCCAGUACUCAUCAGCAGACACAAGAUUACACGAAUUUUUUGGCAAGAAAUUACAAUAACGUCCAGAGAUCGACUGGUACAUCAGCACCCUCUACUACCGUUGCUCCAAAUUUCUUUGAUGCUUACAAAUCUAAUAGCAACAACAAUAAUUACAACACUAACAAUAAUAAUAAUAAUAAUAAUAACAACAACAAUGGAAAAAAUGGUCAAGUUCGGUCCAGUACUCAGACAACAAAAUUCUACCCAAACUACUCAAACAAUAAUUAUGCACCGACUACUUACUCUCCAGUUACGGCGAAGAAAGCCAGCAAUGAUGGAAGUCGAAGUGAUAAUUACAGCAAUCAGCAGUCUAAUGAUAACGGGCAAUAUUAUGACGCUAGCACUCAACAGAGUAAAGCUACCCAGUACUAUGACUCGACCAAAGCGCCUAAGAAGGCAGCACAGUACAACAAUUAUGACAAUACUAACUCAGGAAAAUAUUUUGAAAGUAGUACUGCUAAUUAUGAUUUUGCUAGAUCACAAUCUGCUAUUGGAUUUAGUCCCGCCAGCAUUAAUCUUCUUGCUGAGACUCCAAAAACGACUACAGUUGCUCCAAGACGAACUGCCGCACCUACAACUUACAAUCCAAACAAUUUCUACAGAACACAGCAGCAAUACUCAACGACACAAAAAGCAACAACUUAUGCCAGCGGUACAUCGAGGCCAUUCUCUAGCACUUCAACAUUCGCAGACGCAACGACACCAAGGUCAAAGUCCACCAAAAAAAAUGAUUAUGAUUAUGCAUACUAUGACAAUGCUGGUGGUCUAGAGUACGACGGUCUCGAUUUGGAAAAUGUUGCCAAAAAUAAAGAGUCCUCGAAAAUAGCGAGGAAUUAAAUUUUAAAUUACAACUGAGGGUUUAAAUUUAUUAUCAAUUAGAUAUUAUGAUAAUUUAUUGCAACCAUUUCUUGGAUGUUUUGAAAAAAAAAAAAACAUCAAAGAAAUAUUUGCGAUUCAACUUUUUUUUAAGAGGCCGAGACGUUAUUCAAAAACUUGUUUUGGCCGCGUUAAAAAAAAAAACGGACACUUUUUUUUAUUUUCUUCUACGAUCGGAAUAAAUGUUUGACUUUAAAUUGACUAGAUAAAUAAAAUUAAAUUCCACUAGAAUUCGAUGCAUUUUGAAAACAAAAUUUAAUUAUCGGUGAUUACUAUUUUUAUAUUUUUUUAAUUGUUUCUACUAUUUCAUUAUCAGUAUUUUAGAUUAGACAAAAAAAAAUUUAACAACUUGUUUUCUUUUUUUGACGAUUGCGUCAUAAAUUAGAAUAAUUUUAUUGAGAUAAACGUAUUCAAAUAACCGGAAAAAACAUAAUGACUUUGCUUAAAUUAAUCCUCA
Messenger RNA from Microplitis demolitor, 2806 nucleotides. RefSeq lists its product as uncharacterized. Gene Ontology annotation, cellular component: extracellular region. The record is from RefSeq and is a predicted model, not a curated record. NCBI's taxonomy places the organism in Eukaryota, Metazoa, Arthropoda, Insecta, Hymenoptera, Braconidae. Gene Ontology annotation, molecular function: chitin binding. The coding region runs from base 172 to 2310 and encodes 712 amino acids. The transcript has 4 exons.